AUUACAAUACCUCCAUUUGCGUUUCUUCCAGUCUGAGGCUAUGCCACUCACUGUUGUCAGGGUACAAAAAGAUAUCGACUCUCGUAGUCCUGCAUAGGAUACGUACCAAAACCGGUCCAACGCGUAGCAAUUCCGUCCUCGAAUGUUCCGGAUCCAAGGGGGUCAUAUCCCUCAGGACCCGUACCAAAACCGGUUUGUUCUCGAGCGUGCGUGACUCGAAACAGCCAGGAAAAAUCGAAUAAAUGUUGCUUUAUUACCGCAAAUGAGCUUUCACCUCGGCUGUGCUUCUCGUUUCCGUGUGCUUCUGUUGUUCAGGUCUAGACUGGUCCUGGUCCUCUCUACUACAGCGUGCUUGUAUGCGCUUGUGAAAUUGACCAUGCUACUGUGACCUUCAGUGUAGAUUUUCGUGUCCGAGAAUCGUAGUGUGCCGUAAUCUGCUUCUAGUCCGAAAGCAGCAUAGGCGGCAGGUGCGAUCAUGGGUUCGAAUGCUGCGUUUCUGAUUCCGGGAAUUCCUGACGACGCUGCGCUCAUGUGCUUCGCGAUGCUGCCGCGUGGGUGCUAUGGCGUCCUAAAGUGCGUCAGUCGCCGCUGGAAGGCGGCUCUAGGAGACGAGCACGUGUACAGUUUGAGAGAACAACUAGGCCACAAAGAAAGCUGGGUGUACGUCAAUGUUUUCCACCACCCUCCACCUUCCACCACCACCAUUAAUUCCUCCUCAUCCGCCUCCUCUUCGUUUCGGGGAGGCCAGCCACCCAGCCGCAUUCGUGUGGACUCACUCUAUGCCUUCUCCCCAAUCCUCCACCAAUGGUUUUGUUUAAGCGAAACCACCUCGUCCCGCUCGUCACGCCGCAUCAAGAUGGUGGCAGUGAAGCACAAGCAGUAUAUUUUCGGAGAUGACUUCAUUAUCCGUGAUGCCAUCACUGGCGCCUGCACACCUGGACCCCAGUUGCCGUCUGACACUUACCUCAGCGUCCAGCUGGCGGCUUCUGAUUCGCACGUCGUUCUUGUCAGCGCCACGCCACAGGUCGUUUUUGGAGAUCCUGAUAGCCCUGGAGAUGUCAUUGUGCAUGUGCUGGCGGUGGAUGAAGCGGGCAUGCCACAGGGAGAGUGGCAGAGACUGCUUCCACGCAGGUGGACAGGCCUUGUCUCUCUGCUUGCUCACGAGGGAGGCCUCUGGCACCUGAUUGGUCGAUGGGCGCAGGGCACACAGGGUAGAGGAGGUGGGGGAGGGGGCCGGGGGAGGGGACGAGGAAGGAGGGGAAGCGAGAGGCUGCGGUACAGAUGGGACCGCCAGAUGGCAUCGUUUGACCCGCGCACUCUGCAAUGGAUACAAGAGGACGAGGAGGAAGAGGAGGAGGGUGAGGGUGAUGAUGAUCCUUUGUUUGGGCAAGGAAUGAUGCAUGGAGACAUGGAUGCAGCUGCUCCUUUUGGUGGUGGUGACAAUAAUGAAAGUGACUCUACCCAUGCAGUGGAAAUCGACUAUGGGGAAGGGCCGGGGGGGUGUCACAAGCAGCUGCUGCUGCAAGCGGCUUCAGCCUGUGAGGUGCUGAGGCACAGGCAGCAGACUCUGGGGCCAGACUUGCUGGCGCUGCAAGGGGAGGACUUGCAGUGGGAGAUGAGGGGCUUGUUGACACGUGGACCUCAGCCAUUGGUUGCUGAUGGCCAGGGACGCGAGCAGGGGGGAAGAGGUGGAGAGAAGGGGAAGGCGAAGGAGGGUGUGUUGAUUAAUGAAGAGAAUGUGGUGAGGGUGAUGGCAUCGGGAGGAACAGGGUUGUUCAGCAUUAUUGGGGACCAAAUGAUGAUUGUUCCUGUAGCUGCCAAUGGUGAGUACUUGACCGGGCCUGGUGAUUGUGUAAGUGAAAAGCUUGCGACUGAUGCUACGAGUGCUCAAAGUGUUUCGAGCAGGAAGGGAGGCAUGUUGUGCUUGCUGCGAAGGGGGAGGGACAUGGUUGUUUGGGAAAACGGUUUAAGUCGUGUUCUUGAAGCCCCAAUUCUUUGGGGUGAUCAGAUUCCAGGUGGUGCUUUUGUUAUGAGCAUAUGAAAAUAAUGUAUCUUGCACAUUGCUAAUAUUGGGAUACAUUGUCGUGUUCUUGAAGCCCCAAUUCUUUGGGGUGAUCAGAUUCCAGGUGGUGCUUUUGUUAUGAGCAUAUGAAAAUAAUGUAUCUUGCACAUU
Molecule: messenger RNA, 2173 nt
Organism: Closterium sp. NIES-67
Lineage: Eukaryota; Viridiplantae; Streptophyta; Zygnematophyceae; Desmidiales; Closteriaceae
Source: the annotation of a GenBank genome assembly